AUGGUGGAUGAAUCAAAUCUUAAUUAUUUCCGAGACAUAGUUUCAAGGUUUCCUGACGGGAUAACACUAGCCUUUGCUUAUGGUUCUGGUGUUUUUAAGCAAAUAGGGAAUGUGUCUACGGAUAAUAUGAUAGAUUUUGUGUUUGUCGUCGAUAAUCCGUAUGAUUGGCAUAGCAAGAACUUAUCGAGGUUUCCUCACCACUACUCAUUCAUGGCCAAUCUCGGUGUAAAUGCGAUUGUAUCCUUACAAGAUGAAAUUGGCGCUGGAGUGUAUUACAACACUUUAAUCCCAUUUGAAGGAAGAAAAAUCAAAUAUGGCAUUAUCAGUCAAAAUAACUUUAUCAAGGAUCUUAAUGAUUGGGAAUGGCUUUACAUCAGUGGAAGACUUCACAAGCCAGUGCAAAUCAUCACUCGAAUGAACAACACUAUCAUAAGAACUGCACUCAAAGAGAACCUACAAAGUGCCCUCAAUGCUGCUCUUUUGUGUUUACCUGAGAAGUUUACUGGAAAUGAUUUGUUCAUGAAGAUUGCUGGUCUUUCAUAUGCUGGAGACUUCAGAAUGGUUGUUGGGGAAGACAAAGGCAAGGUAAACAAGAUCGUGGAAUCAAACUUAGAUGAGUUUAAGAAGCUUUAUCACCCAUUUCUAUCAAGUAGUGAAAAUAUCCAUUUGAACAGUUCAUGUUAUAUUAUUCAGCAAAAUAUGGAUAGAACAGUAACUUGUAGAUUACUAAAGUCAUUACCAAAGACUUUACUGAACAGUGUCAUGAAAAGUAUAGGGCCUAGUAGCAGUAUAGAUAGUCUGGAUGCCAUAGCAAAGGAUAGAGAACUCUGUUCUAAACAUAUCUACAGAGGAGUCUCACAGAUUGUUCUCAGAUCCAGUAUAACCCAAAGCAGCAAGGGAGUACUGAGUGCUGGACUAUUGAAAACUUGUGCCUACAGCACUUCAAAGGUGAGAAAGAUGUUCAAAGGCCUGAUAAGGUAACAGACAAGGUUGAACCUGGUUAAUACAACAGACCGGCAACAGGCUUGAAAGAGCCUGGUUCUAGCAGGGUCCAGCAUGCAAAUAUGUACAGUAGAACAUCGAUAAAAAUAUAUGGCAAGGGACUGAAAAAUUGGUUUGUUAUAUCCAGAAAAUUAAAAUCCAAAUAUUUUAUG
This is a messenger RNA of Nematostella vectensis (starlet sea anemone), 1154 nucleotides long. Its product is annotated as phosphatidate cytidylyltransferase, mitochondrial. The transcript has 2 exons. Gene Ontology annotation, biological process: CDP-diacylglycerol biosynthetic process; cardiolipin biosynthetic process. The coding region runs from base 1 to 981 and encodes 326 amino acids. Gene Ontology annotation, molecular function: phosphatidate cytidylyltransferase activity. The record is from RefSeq and is a predicted model, not a curated record. Gene Ontology annotation, cellular component: mitochondrion. Lineage: Eukaryota; Metazoa; Cnidaria; Anthozoa; Actiniaria; Edwardsiidae.